Messenger RNA from Ceraceosorus guamensis, 681 nucleotides. RefSeq lists its product as hypothetical. Gene Ontology annotation, cellular component: nucleus. The record is from RefSeq and is a predicted model, not a curated record. Gene Ontology annotation, biological process: regulation of transcription by RNA polymerase II. Gene Ontology annotation, molecular function: RNA polymerase II cis-regulatory region sequence-specific DNA binding; DNA-binding transcription factor activity, RNA polymerase II-specific. The annotation marks the transcript as partial. NCBI's taxonomy places the organism in Eukaryota, Fungi, Basidiomycota, Exobasidiomycetes, Ceraceosorales, Ceraceosoraceae. The transcript has a single exon.
AGUCGAGCAAGCCCGACCGCUUUUUCCGCCAGCCACUCCAGACAGUCCUCGAUCUCGGAGGGCCCACACAUUUGCGGAUGGGUUGGGUGUGGCGUCCAAUUUGAGUCAUUACCUGCUCUGACCGAGCAUCUGAGCUCUCAGCACAUUGGCCACGGUCAGAAGGAGUACCGAUGCGAGUGGGAGGGCUGCGAGCGAGCAGGAAACGGACAAAGCUUUUCUCAGCGUCAGAAAGUCAUGCGGCAUCUGCAGGUGCACACGGGACACAAGCCUUUCAAGUGCAAGGAAUGCGGAAAGCAAUUCUCUGAGCAAAAUACACUUCAUCAGCACAUGCGCACCCACACUCGCGAGAAGCCGUACGUCUGCACCCAUCCAGGCUGUAACAAGCGCUUUGCUGUUGCAGGCAGUCUCACGAUCCACGCCAGGACGCAUACUGGCGAGAAGCCCUUCAAAUGCUCAGUGUGCGGAAAGGGAUUUGCCGAGUCAAGCAAUUUGAGCAAACACUUGCGGGUGCACACUGGGGAGAAGCCCUUUCCUUGCACGAUGCCUGGCUGUAACAAGGCGUUUAGCAGACCAGACCAGUUAUCGAGGCAUCGCAAGGUUCACGAGCGCUCUGUGGGGAAGCAUCACACUGAGCCUAUUGCUACCAUCAUUGCUCGUGCAGACUCUGAAGCGAGCGCCUGA